Molecule: messenger RNA, 798 nt
Organism: Zasmidium cellare ATCC 36951
Lineage: Eukaryota; Fungi; Ascomycota; Dothideomycetes; Mycosphaerellales; Mycosphaerellaceae
Exons: 1
Coding region: 1-798 (265 amino acids)
Molecular function (GO): oxidoreductase activity
Source: RefSeq, a predicted model, not a curated record
AUGUCUCUCCCAGUGAAAGUACACCCCAACGCCAUCGCCUCAAGCCGGACACUUGUCGUCGGCGGCACUUCAGGCAUUGGAGCCGCCGUCGUCUCAGCAGCAUUGGCAAGCAGCGGAAGCGUGCACAUAUCCUCCUCCAACCCAGACAAGAUCUCCGCCAAAAUCGCCGAGUUCAAGGCCCUCUACCCUGGAGCUCCCCCCGUCACCGGCACAGCCGCCAACCUCUCUGACGAAAACACACUGGACGAGAACGUAAAAAACGUCCUCGAAGAAGCCACCAAAGCCCUAGGCGGCCCCCUCGACCACCUCGUCUACACCGCCGGCGACGAGUUCAAACGAACGCCCCUCUCCGCCGUCGACCCCAAAACCUACUUCAAAGGCUGGACCGUCCGCUACCUCUCCCCGCUCCUCUUCGCCAAAACCCUCUCCGCCGCCCCAGGAACCUACCUUUCCAUCUCCGCCUCCUCCUCCAUCACCUUCACCUCCGGCGUCCUCUCGCACAAGCCCAUCCCGGGCGUCGCGCACUUCAUCGGAUGGGCUGGGGCGAUCGAGGCGCUGGCGAGGGGCCUCGCGGUGGAUAUGGCGCCGGUGAGGGUUAAUGUUGUUUCGCCUGGGGCGAUUUACACGGAGAUGUUGGCGGGGAUGGGCGAGGCUGCGGUGGGGAGUUUUGGGCAGGGGACGUUGAGGAAGAGUGUCGGGACCGCGGCGGAGUGCGCGGAGGGGUACUUGUUUUGUAUGCGGACGGGGUUUUUGACGGGGGAGGUUGUUAAGGUUGAUGGUGGGGCGUUGUUUGCUUGA